AUGGAUCGACUGGGCAGCAGCAAGCACUCAGCGAAGAACAUAAGGGCGAGGAUCGGGCCGAUACGAAGUAAGAAACAGGCCACGGUGCAGUGGCUCAAAAAGGACGUCGCCAACCUCAUCGCUGCCGGCCACGAAGCGAACGCGUACGGAAGGUUUUCAGAUAUUAGAACUUCUGGUUCAGAUUAUAGCAUCUCGACAUAUGAAGGACGACAAAAAAGCCAUCAUUUUUGUAGAUCGCUGCCCCUGAUUAUAGAGGAUCCUUUCAAACGAAUGGAAAAUGCUACUAGAACAGUCCGCUGGGUUGAACUACCUAAGAUAUCAAAUGCAUUUCAGAAUGCGCACAAUAAGCUUUCAUCUGGUUCGAUAACAUUUUCUUUAAUGCAAGAACGUGACUUGUUCAUUCGACUAUGUGGUUCCAGAUUUCUUAUGAUUAUUUCUAAUUGGCUUCUCAUUUUUCUGGUCGUAGAGAUCGAGCGGAUCGAAGAAAUACUUGCAAUGUCGAAUGGAAAGUUCAACUGUUUAUGCCAUUGCAUUGUUAGCCUCUGGACAGAGCUCUGCAAUAACUGGUACAUACGCUGGGCAAUACAUCAUGCAGGGUUUUCUAAACAUGAAGAUGAAAAAUGGCUGAGGAAUCUCAUGACUCGAUCAAUUGCAAUCACUCCAAGUCUCAUCGUGUCCAUCAUCAGUGGUUCCUCAGGAGCCGAACGGCUCAUCAUAAUCUCAUCGAUGGUACUAUCAUUUGAGUUGCCAUUUGCACUCUUAUCUCUUCUCAAAUUCAGUAGCAGUCAAACAAAAAUGGGACCUCAUAAAAGUUCAAUAUAUAUCAUUGUGGUGUCAUGGAUUCUUGGUUUGCUUCGGGUAGCAAUCAACAUCUACUUCUUAAGCACCAGCUUUGUCAGUUGGCUCAUUGAUAGCAGCCUACCAGCAAUUGCUAACGUUCUCAUCAACAUCAUUGUUUUCCCUCUCAUGGUAGUGUACAUUCUUACUGUGAUCUACUUAACCUUCAGGAAGGAGACUGAAGUAACAUUCGUCGACCCAUUGAAUUCUUCACAUGUUAACAUAGAGAGUGGUGGUUUAUUUCAAGUUGAUGGAAUGAGUAGAUUUGAAGUUGCACCCGUCAGAGAGGAUCGUGCAGAUAUUCCCCUCCCUGAUUAGAUAAUUAAGGUUCUAAUUACUUGGAUGUUGGUACUGAGUCCUUCACAAGUUAGUUCUUCUUCGGCACCAACUUCAUAUUGUUCAUUAAUUGUAAAUAGAGUUUAUUUGUUUAUUUGUAUUGGGAUAAAUUUUAUUUGAACAUGAGAUAUGUUUCUUCUUUUGUAA
Molecule: messenger RNA, 1320 nt
Organism: Zingiber officinale
Lineage: Eukaryota; Viridiplantae; Streptophyta; Magnoliopsida; Zingiberales; Zingiberaceae
Exons: 9
Coding region: 1-1155 (384 amino acids)
Biological process (GO): metal ion transport
Cellular component (GO): membrane
Molecular function (GO): manganese ion transmembrane transporter activity; cadmium ion transmembrane transporter activity
Source: RefSeq, a predicted model, not a curated record